GAAUGCUCGUGUGAAGAAACGAUUCGAUGAAAAUUAUCGAGGGUGGAAAAAAUACUAAUCACGCACGUCAGACAGUCCGGAAAAGUGAAUUGAGCAAUUUGGUGAAAGAAAAAGGGAACAGUGCUGCGUAAAAAUAAAAGUGUUGGUUCGCGCAAUCAUUAAUAUCUUUUCUUGCGUGUUGCAACAGUGCGACACGCAUUGCUCGCCACGCGGUACAUAGAGGCGUAAAAGAACGGUGUUUGUUGGUGCGGUGUGUGGGCAAACGACGAAGAAGAAAUAAAAAACACACACAAGGGUGUCCACGCGGAAGUGAGAAUAUUUUCUAUCAGUUGAAUAAAUAACAGACGAUUGCAACCGCAUACACAUGCAGAAGCUCCUAGCAUAAAUGCGUAAACCGUGUAUUAAACUUGUGCACGUAAUCCUUUAUGAGGUCCUUUUCGCAUAUUUCUUCUGCCAAGUGGAGUAAUCGCAUCAUUUUCAUUGUGUUCUGUGAUAGUUUUUCAUUGCGGGAGUCGCUUCUUCCCCGUGUGUUCUUGCCCUCGUUGCGUUGUAUUGACCGUGAGAAGGAGGCUGCAUGACCUGUGACGAAACGGCGACGUAAAAGCAGGAUUGUGAAGAAGCAACGCUAGAAGGUUGAAAAGGUGACUAAAAAGCGACGGGAAAAAAACGAGUGUGGCCUAAUAAAAGUUCCAUACCCACAUACGCACACACAAACACACACACACACAGUGCACAGGCCGUAUUACAAUCAUCCCAAGCAGGAAAACUGACGGGAAAAAUCGCUCCGGGCGAACGGUGCUUAAUUCUCUGGAUUAAAAGCUGAAGAUUACUCUUCAGCAACCGAUAUCCACGCAAUGGCUCAACAGGAAAAUUACCCAUCAUUGCGUUCCCCAAACUUUAUUAGCAAACUGUCGGUGCAUGCGAAAGAGUUCGUACCGCAUAAACCGCACGAACCUUACGAGAAAUAUUGUGCCGAUCAGUACCCGAAACCUAGACCUCCUUCGGACGUUAGCCAACGGUUAGUGAUGGCGCAGGUUGGCGUCGAGCAGGGUGGAGGUGAUGGAAGUGGUGGUGGCGGCGGCGGAUAUGAUCACAGACUAAUAUCGGUCCAUCCCGGCGGAACCAGCAACCAAUCGUCAUUGCCGAACCAGCUAAGCAAUAUGCAGAUUGGGGACAACACUGGUGAUAAUGGGAACGAGCAGCAGCAGCAGCAUCAUCAUCAUCAGCAUCAUCAUCAUCACAACCAGCAGUCCAUGCAUCAUCAGCACCAUCAGCAGCAUCGUGGCCAGCAGCAUCCUGGUGGCGGCCACCAUGGUUAUCACCACCAUCAGCAGCAGCAGCAGCCGUAUGGGUAUGAGGUCGGAUACCCGAACAACCAUUACGCACAGCAGGUAGCUGCAGGAGGCAUGGUUAGUGAUCACCGAAAGUACAACAAUGCUGGCCAGCAGCAUCAUCAACCAUACCAGCACCAUCGCUCCCGGCAGCAACACCAUCAUCACCAUCAGCAGCCGCACCAGCAACGUCAGCAACAUCAGCAGCAGCAGCAACAGUAUGGUGGCAACCAUCAUAGCGAUUAUGUGGAUCCUAGAUGGCCUGCCAAUUACACUGUGGUGCCUACCUACUGGGAUUCCAACGCUCAGGAAGCCCCCGAACAGAUAUCGUACCGACAAACGGAAGUGAUGGACUAUCUGACGGAGGUGAUUGCCGAACUGCUAGACAAUCCGGGCAUGUUCGACGAGGUCCAGAAGCAGCUGCCGGCCAAGCUGGGUGAAUUACGCCAAGAUAAUUUUGUGUUGAGCAGCACGAUCGAGAUGAUUUUCGAGCAGUCCAUCAGGGAAUCCAACUUCCGCUACAUGGGUGCGCGUAUGUGCCAACUGCUGGACAGUUUGGACUGUGGGCCAGACAUAUCCGUGCGACGACUGUUGCAGCUCAAGAUGGAGGACCAGAACUGUGAGCUGCAGCAGUUUAUGUCGAAGGAGCAGGUGAAGGUACGCGGCGCCACACUCUUCCUAGCCGAACUGUACAUGCAGCUGCGAAAACCGCAGGAUCCUUUCGAUAAGAUUGUUUCGGAGCACAUCAUUAGCGCGAUCGAGAUUUUGUUAAGCAAGGAAGGACCGGAAAACAUUAAAUGUGUUUGCCAAUGUUUAAAGCUCUGUGGGUACGAACUGGAACAAGACUGUCGUGAAAAGUUGGAAUCGAUCCUGAAGAAGCUGCAGAGCCUGACAGCGAUACAAUCUUCGUCGGAAGCGAUGAUCAAAUCGGUGAUCGAACUGCGAAAGAACUCUUGGGGCCGUAGUGAGGAGAUCGCUCCCGCAGCCGUAGCGCCCGGUCCCGAGUAUCAACAUGAACCGGUGUUUUACGGUCCCGAUGGUAAAAUGUUGACGGAGGAGGAAAGUUCCUUCCUGGCUACCGGGGGGCAGAAUCCCUCAAGUUACGACGAUGAUGAUGAGUUUGGCAUGGAUGACGAUCUGGAGGUGCAGGAAGCCUUUGAGGAAUUCUUACAACAGAGCAAUGUCCAAAACCGGCUUCAGCAACCAGCAGCGCGAUACCGGCCUGACGCGUAAGGAUCCAUCGGGCACCACAGUUUGUCUCGUCGAUGCUUUUCUUCCCUUCUUAAUGGUCUGCUUCGGCUCUUUUGGUCUCGUGAUUGGCCACGUGCGUCACACCCAAACCCCACAACACCACAACCAAUGCGAGGGGGCGCCGAGGAGAGAGGAAAUGCAACCGAACUAAAGUAAGGUUCUCCAGCUACAACACCUCUACACUUAUACAUUCAAAUGGUCGAUAGAAUAGAAUGAGAUACUUCAAAGAAACAAAAAAAAACGAUAAAACCACAUUAGCAAACAAAUAGAAUAAUGGUAAAACAAAACUAAAAAAAAAACUCCAGAGAACAUUAGCAAUAGAUUAAUACAAUAGCAAUUAGAAAUAGCUAGCAAUAGCUCGCAUAAAAAAAGAAGAAACACAGUCAAGAGUUAAAGUAAGGCAAAAACGCAGCAGGGGAAACGAGAACCUAUUUAGUCUAAUGGAGAGAAUGAUAUAAGAAAAGUAACACUUUAGCAGCGCCGUGUGCGCGAUCGGAGAGCUGCAUUUUAAACUGUGUCCAAAUGAAAGUGGUAUUUUAACGUAUUUUUUCCGUGCUUGUAUUUGUGUUUGUUCAACCUUCGUAAACCGUACAACAAUGCCGAGGAUCAGUGAUCAGUUGCAAUCAGAUGGUGGAUAAGGUGGAUGAGUGGGAAUGAUGCAAGUCAAACAGGGCAUGGCUUCGCAACGGAAGGAAAGCAAUUGUAUGCUGUAUAAUGUGGUACCCAAUUACAAUGAAUUCGAAGGUGUUUCUUAAUGUUACGGCAUGGCUUUUUCUCGUACGCUAGCGUGUAAGAGUAGUGCUUCCGCAAUACUCAGGAAAUAUUACAGAGGAUGAUUUUUGUUCCCAACAUGCAAACACACACACACACACACACGGCUAUUCUCGAAAACUCCGUCUCAUGAUCUCAGCACGAAAGGAAAAACAAAGAAACCCCCAAUUUAAAUUACUGCUCUUAAACAUCAUACAAUGAUCGUGUGCGUGUGUGAUCAUCGUGACGUUUUUGCUUUGUCAGUUCUGUCGUUAAUUUUUGUUCUCGGUUCAGCUGAAAUGUUCGAUUGUGGUAAAAUUGGUAAGCUUUAACGUAAUGUUCCCGUAAUGUAAUUUGCGCAAUGUAUGUAUGUCCCAUUCAUCUGCAAAUCCACUUUUACAUGAAUUCGCUUUUUGGUUAGGAAUGCACAAAGUGUUCUCUGGAAUAUAAAACCAUGAAAAAAAAACUAAUAAACUAUACGAAAAUGA
Messenger RNA from Anopheles moucheti, 3820 nucleotides. RefSeq names its product polyadenylate-binding protein-interacting protein 1 (gene Paip1). Gene Ontology annotation, biological process: regulation of translational initiation. The record is from RefSeq and is a predicted model, not a curated record. Gene Ontology annotation, molecular function: translation activator activity; protein binding; RNA binding. Lineage: Eukaryota; Metazoa; Arthropoda; Insecta; Diptera; Culicidae. Bases 855 to 2564 code for a protein of 569 amino acids. The transcript is spliced from 8 exons.